This is a messenger RNA of Synchiropus splendidus (mandarinfish), 5285 nucleotides long. It is a transcript of the gene lrmp, whose product is annotated as lymphoid-restricted membrane protein. NCBI's taxonomy places the organism in Eukaryota, Metazoa, Chordata, Actinopteri, Syngnathiformes, Callionymidae. The record is from RefSeq and is a predicted model, not a curated record. The coding region runs from base 250 to 4698 and encodes 1482 amino acids. The transcript is spliced from 39 exons. Gene Ontology annotation, cellular component: endoplasmic reticulum membrane.
AGUGGAUUCGGCUCAGCACGGGCUGUCAUGACGGCCAGGACAGAGCUGCAAUAGGACUGGAAGAUGGCAUGAAGAAGACCAUGAGGCUGACACACAGAGGUGCAACGUCCUGGAUGUGGAGCAGCCAGGUGUUAUUAUAAUCUUCAGACGGCGGAGGAAUCACCAAGAUGCCGAAUCCAGAGCUGCAUGUGAGGACUUCAGCCCUUCCUCUCUCCUGGGAACCCACCCUCCAGCCUUUGCACCGGCACCAUGGACUUCUACACGCCUCAGCCAAACCGUCGCCACAACCCAGUGGACAGCAUCUGCCGAAAGCUGCAGACCAUUCAGUGGCGUGGUGACCGUGAGCCCAAUUCACCGUUCCAGAUCCCCAAGCUCUCGUCGAGCAACUACGACAGCCCUCAGUGUGGACUGCGCCACAACCUGGAAGUGCUCUUGAAGAAGGGGUCAAAGUGUCCAGACGAAAGCGAGAACAGGAAGGAGAAAGCAAUGGGGAUGCCAGUUCCUACACCGUCGAAGAAGAACCAUCACCCGUCUGUGCCGCUUUCCAUCCCGUCCACCCCGGCGUGCACUCCUUCUGUCCCCGCCAACAUUACAUACACCAUCACCAGCACUUUGGGUGAGAGGCGAGGUGCUGACGGAAGCGAUCUCACUCAUAUAAAGACAUGGAAGAGGUAUUGCUCAACGCCCACUGGUCAGACCAAAGACAAAGAGCCUUACUUCACGUUCACACGAGGACCUCAGUCUGUGCAGCAGGACAAUGAACAACCUGACAAAACUUCCAAAUUCCAACAGACCUUCACCCCGAGCAGCAGCACAGUCUCUUAUAACCUCAAUUUCACAUCUAACGAAACAGGAAAUUUGACAGAGUACGACAUGCCAUACCCAGCUCUGGUGGUCAAGAGGCUUUCGAUGGGAGAAGCUGGAAACUCUCAAGCCAAUGACACCAGGAAGGAUACCAUGGCGGGGAUCAAUCUCAUCUGUGAGGAAAAUCUGCUGGAUACAAUAUUCCAUGCCUGCGACACACAACGACGAGGUAAAGUGUACGUGUCUCACAUCGUGGACUAUCUCCGACACACCACCAGUCGGACCUCUGAGGACAGCGGUUUGGUGGAGCUUUGCAAUAUGUUGGACCCAGAGCAGAAGGACGUGUCCAUUGACUUGGACACAUACCACGCUGUCAUGCGAGAGUGGAUCGAAGACUGCCGCAACAAUGUUGAGGACUCUUCGCAAGAUGUGACCCAAGAGUCUGUGAAGUUAAAAGAUUGUCUCUCUGCCAAAAGGUCCUUGCUGCUCAACAUGACCUCAGGUAGCUUGGAGGCCUUUGGAGGAGAAGCAUCCAGAGUUGAGUUUGAAACCUCCGAGUUGGUCUACUGCGUUUCUGACCUCCAGCUGAGCAACCAGAAGCUGCAGGAGGAGGUUAAGAGGUUGAAGCAGGUAGUGGAGGGGAUGGAGGACAGUAACCAGAAGCUGGCCGAGGAGAAUGAGGAGCUGAGGAACCAGGCCAGGAUGCACCAGCAGCUCGCGCAGAAAGAAAAGAUGCUGUACGACGAGGUGGAAGAGAUGAAGGCCACUCUGAGUUGCACAGAGGAGGGACGAGCCCGUGCCUCCGCUCAUGUCAAACACAUGGAGAAAGAAAACCAAAGCUUAAUAGCCAAAAUUGCUUCCCUUCAAGAAGAGAACUUCAAGGUCACCAUGGAGAUGGAUGGAUUCCAGAGAAGAAUCGGCGAGCUACGGAACAUCAAUGCCGACCUCGAGGUGCAGAUUCAUUCGUUUGAUGGCGUGAUCAGUGAUAAGGACUCUCAGAUUCAAGAGAAAAACCGACAGAUAACUGAGUUGAAUGCAGCAGUGGAGGAGUAUACCUCGCUGACAGAGCUGCUGCGGGCGGACAAGAGCAGACUUGAGAACCAGAUGCAGAUGUUGUACCCUGAACUGGCUGCUGGACUUUCUCUGUCGGUGGCCUACAGGUUGAACCACAGUACAUCCGGAUCCCUUCAGACAGAGCUGGCUCUUGCCCAGCUGCCACCAGAGACAUCCCAUGAAUCAGAGCAUUUGUCAACCACCAUGAGCUUUGCCUCACCGCUGGAUGAGACCUUGGACAAAGAAGUUCUGCUGAUGUUGCAUGGGCCCAACCCUGAACACAUGGCUCUCGAGUUCAAGAACCUGCUCAACAAGAUGAAAAGCGAAUUCAACGAAGAAGCCAGCACUGUCUUGUCAACUCUGAGAGUCAUUCAUCAGCCCGACGGCAACAAUGAAACCGGACUUCAGACUCUUCAGGCUGAGUUGGAUGCCAGGAGGAGCAACUGGGCCCAGAGCCUGGACCAGUUGGCUCAGUACACGGAUUCUCUGGAGAAGGAGCUGAUCAAAAUGGCCAGUAAUAUGAGGAGGUCCAGGACAGAGAUGCUGCACCUGUCCGUCAGGGUGCAGGAGCAGGAGAACCAGAAGCGGCAGCUGUCAGAGGAGCUGGAGCAGCUGAAGACACCUCAAGAAAGCAGGGAGGCCUCCUGCCAGACCCCUUUGCCAGAGGAGGAGAUAGAUGAUUUGGACUGGGAUGAGGAGUUUGCCCUUCAAGACUUUCUGAAGAGUCAAGUUGCUGAGACAAACUGUCGUGAGAGGAGAGCUGACAGCAGGUCAGAAGACAGACUAGAUAAAGUGACUGAAGGAGAAGAGAAGUGGACAGUGGUGGACGGAACCGUUGACCGAGAAGCGAGGGACACAUCCACUCCUCUGUCUGUCCUCACAAGGGAUCCUGGAGAAAGUCCAGUCAGAGCAGGGGACAACAACUCAGAGGUCGAUGAUCAACCCGGACAGAGCGAAGCGUCAGUACCAGCACUCGCCCCCGCACAAGCUGUCAGUGAUGCUCCCACUGAAGUGUUAAUGCUCACACAUCCGUCCCACUCAGAGGACUCCACACAGGCUGAGACUUGUGAUGCGACAGUGGUGUCAUCUGAGGGGUCGAACCCAAAUCUGAGCUGUUCGACAGUCCAGAACUCAACACCGAGUCCGGCCACGAGCCUGGCUGCAGAGGUGGUUCCUCCCAGCAGCAUGCAAGGUGAACCACAUGAGAGCCAAAGUGAGAGCAGCCAACUGACUAGUGGACUGGAGGUACAAGAGGAGAAGAAAGACUGCACAGUCGAGCCAUCACUCGCUGACAUGAGCCGCGCUAAGAGUCUGAGCCAGGACCCUCAUCUGGAUAGAUCUGCAGCAGAGGACAGCAUCAAUUUGCUUCCAGUGGUGAUGGAAGAGGAGGACAGUGUCCAGGGCACUGGAGCGGAUUCUUCAGCCAUCGUUUCCAAGAUGGAAGGAUCUGACCCCCAAACCGGCAGUGGGGCAACCAUCCUGCCUGGUGAAAGUUCAACAUCAGCUGGUGAACGAGGCAGCGGGACUUCUGACAAGGAUGCCUCAUCAACGGCCACGCUUGAUUCAACCCCUGGCAAACAGACAAUGUCGCCAAACAAGGAAGGCCCAAAGAUGCAGGGGGACCUCAGUGAAACCAGCGUGACUUCAGAAAAGGAAUCUGAGGUGGCAGUGAUUUCCGACCCUGGGGAAAACUUCAGAGAAGACAAAAGCGGCCUUUCAGCUAAUGAAAAGGAGAUUGAGACGGAGUUCCAGCGGCUGGCUCUUGGCUUCAAGUGUGACAUGUUCACACUGGAGAAGAGACUCCGUCUGGAGGAACGGUCACGUGAUCUGGCCGAGGAGAACGUCCGCAGGGAGGUGUCCAGUUGCCAGGGUCUUCUCCAGGCUCUGAUUCCUCUGUGUGAGGACGACAACCAGUCUAUGGAGAUCAUCCAGAGGCUCCAGAAGAAUCUGGACAUCCUCACCCAGUCUAUGACUAGAGUGUCCAGUCGCUCUGAGAUGCUGGGGGCCAUCCAUCAGGAGAGUCGAAUUGGAAAAGCGGUGGAGGUGAUGAUCCAGCAUGUGGAGAACCUGAGGCGAAUGUACACCAAGGAGCACGCCGAACUGCUGGAGCUGCGAGAGACACUGAUGCAGAACGAGCGCUCAUUCGGAUCACACACAGAAAGAGAUGACUUCCGUGCCAAGAAACAAUCUGCGUCUCAAUACUACAAGUCGUCAUCGCGGCGAGUUAGCAUUGCAGCCUUGCCUCGCUCCAGUGGAGGAAACAUGCACUUUGACAUUUCCAAAACUCAAGACGGUGCUGACGGGGAAUCUGAAAGACUCACCAGGCGGUCUCCAUGGACGAUGAGUGGGAAGAACUCCGCUCGUCCUCCACUAAAACGGUUUGUUAGCUCGGCCGCCUGGGUUGAGAGCGAGGAUCCCUCCCUUAUGAUGAAGGGGACUCCAGCUGAGGAGGAGCGGAAGGAGGAGCUGGUGGCAGAGAGGAGGAGGUCCAGCCUCAGUGAGCUGGGAAACAAACUCACCUCCCUCAUGCUGCCGUUCAAAACUCCUGGUUCUUCAUCCAGUCCCACAUCCACCGAUGCAGGACUGUCCCAGUCUCUGGUCCACGGUCUGUCGACGUCCAGGACCGCCUCAGCGGCUGCAGUGGCCAGAGGCAGCAGGGGGGUCUGGCUGUGGUUGGCUAUGGUGCUGCUGCUGGCAGGUCUGCUGGCUCUUCUGGCUGGGCUGAUGAUGCAGCCGGCCGUGGACGCGGCUCCAGUAGGUACGGGAGACUCCUGGAUGACCAUCCAGCAGCUGCUGUGGCCCUACACUGGACUGAGACAUCACGGGCAGCCCCCCGUCUAGAGCUCGUGGUGCGUCAGAACCUGCUGUUUACUGGUGCCUGAAGAUACUUGGACUCGGGCAGGUCCCACUUCAGGGGGGUCGGGAAACCCAUCCGGGGCUUUUAUGCAUCACGUUUGCUGAACUAGUUAGUCAGAGAGAGAUCUUAAAUGAGCGGGAGUUUUUAAUGUGUAGAAUCAGGUUUGACGCACUUGACACACUGAUUGAUCAUGUGACCGGUUCUCCUUCGACGGGCAUCAUGGACACUUUUUAAACACCGUUUUUUGCACUUGAAAAUCCACAAGGACACCAGGAGGUCUUUUAAGCGCCACUUCCUCUUUGUGGAGGAUAUUUUAUAAAUGGAGUCUUAACACUGGUCAUGAAUCUAAAUACAUACAUAUAUAUAUAUUUAUGUUUGUGUGAGAGGGGGAGUGUCAUUUUUAAAUCGGUCGGAACACCAAAGUUUUUGUUUUUUGUUUUGUUUUUUUUAAUCUGUUUUUGCCGUGUUUGUCACCAUUUUCAACUUGCUACACUUUUGUACGUCCCAAAGGCAGAGUGUGAAUAAAUAAAGUAGUCGACUGGACAACGUGGCUGUGUCGGGCCCUGAUUUC